GCGGGAUGCGAGGCGCCCGCCGCCGCCUCUGCUCCGCCUUGCUCGUCGCUUACGGCCUCUUCUCCCUGUACGCGGCCUACAGCGUCUUCCUCCGGCCCCGCCGCGCCGCGCGCCGCGACCGCCGCGGCCCGCGAGAACAUGUCGCGCUGGGCGGUGAGGAGUGGAACCCCUGGGAGGCCGAGGAGAGAGGCGAGCAGGCCGCCUCCCAGCAGAGAUACGAAGCUAAUCUUCAAAUGAUAAAAAACGUGAGAUCUCACCUAGAACACACCAGUCUUAGAGUGCAGAUCUGGGGCAAAGCAGCAGUGGGUCUUUACCUUUGGCAACAUAUUUUUGAAGGGCUCCUUGAGCCAGCUGAUGUAACUGCACAGUGGAGAGAAGGAAGCCAAAAGGCAGGAAAAACGCACUUCAGCUUCAUCACUGGUCCGUCUGUCGUUCCUGGGUACUUCUCAGUAGAAGCUGAUAAUGUUGUGCUAGUUCUGAAUGGAAGAGAAAAAGCAAAGAUCGCUUACGCCACUCAGUGGUUGCAUUAUGCACAAACUUUAAUCCAAACUCGCAAGAUACAGCGUGUUGCUGUUGUGCUACUUGGAAAUGAGCAGUGCAAUAAUGAAUGGAUUCAACCAUACCUGAAAAGACACGGAGGAUUUGUAAAUCUACUGUUUGUAACAUAUGACUAUACAUUGGUAAAUGAAGAAGAUAUUUUCCAGUGGCCUUUAGGAGUAGCUACCUACAGAAAUUUUCCAGUUGUAGAGCCCAGCUGGUCAAUGCUACAUGAUCCAAGAUCAUAUCUGUGUAAUUUUUUAGGAACAGUUUAUAAAAACUCUUCUAGGGAAACCCUGCUGGAAAUUCUGAAACAGGAUGGGCUUGAUAAACUUUGCUGGAUUGCAGCCAGAGAACAAUGGCAGCCUCAAGAAACAAAUGAAAGUUUCAGAAACUAUCAAGAUGCUUUGCUGCAGAGUGAUCUGACAUUGUGCCCAGUGGGAAUAAAUACAGAAUGCUAUAGAAUAUAUGAAGCUUGUUCAUAUGGAUCUCUGCCAGUUGUAGAAGAUGUAAUGACACCAGGUGACUGUGGAAAUUCAUCAAUGUAUCACAGUGCUCCAUUGCAAUUACUAAAGACCAUGGGGGCUCCAUUUAUCUUUAUUAAAAACUGGAAGGAGCUUCCUGCUGUUCUAGAGAAAGAAAAAGUAAAGAGCUUGCAAGAAAAGAUUCAGAGGAGAAGAAAGCUGAUAGAAUGGUAUCGAAACUUCAAAGCAUGGAUGAGACAGAAAUUCAUUAAUACUUUGGAAAAUUCAUUUUUACCCAGUGAUAAAGGAUUAAUUGCCCCUUUUGAAAAUCAAAAAUAGAUUGAAAGCUUAAUUUCCAUUAACCUUCCAAUGAAGCUUUUAUACAAAAAAAGAAAUCUCACAAGGCGUUCCUUUUGAUGUCAGCAGAGUUGUGCUAGUUUAGCCAAGAGCUAAGUUUGGCCCUCCAUCCUUAACGUUUUCAGAGGAGAUGUUGACUUGGAAGGGUGGUAGUCUGCAAGGAUGACAACAGUAAUUUUAUUACUAAUUUUACAAUUUCCAUGUUGUCUCUUGACUUACUAAAAAAUUUUUAGGAGAAUAUUUUUGAGCAUGUGAACUUGUUAAAUCCAACAUGAGAACAACAUUUGCAUUUGAAACAGAAGCGUGAAAGCUGAAUGGUACAGAAUAAUGUAUUAUGAAGACAUAAAAAGUAUGGUUAUUGCAAAUUUACCAGGUGUAGCACAGUCCUUAAGGUAUAUCCUGGUAACUGUUUGUUUUGAAAAUGUGAACUGUUUAUUUGAUUGACAUGUUUCAUUUCCAAGAAAACAGCCAUAAAGCUAAUUAAAUACUCUGUGGAAUAAAAAUGUAUAUUUCAAGGUAAAAACAGAAUUAUUUCUUAAAAGCA
Molecule: messenger RNA, 1902 nt
Organism: Dromaius novaehollandiae (emu)
Lineage: Eukaryota; Metazoa; Chordata; Aves; Casuariiformes; Dromaiidae
Gene: RXYLT1
Product: ribitol xylosyltransferase 1
Exons: 6
Coding region: 6-1340 (444 amino acids)
Biological process (GO): protein O-linked glycosylation via mannose
Cellular component (GO): Golgi apparatus
Molecular function (GO): ribitol beta-1,4-xylosyltransferase activity
Source: RefSeq, a predicted model, not a curated record